AUGACAAUGGCGGCCGGAAGAGAUCAGAGGGUCGAAGGGGUGAGGCAGUACAACAGGUCCAGGGUGCCUCGACUGAGAUGGACGCCCGACCUCCACCGCUGCUUCGUCCAUGCCAUACACACUCUUGGAGGCCAGUACAGGGCUACACCUAAGAGAGUUUUGCAGCUGAUGGGGGUGGCAGGGCUCACCAUAUCUCAUGUCAAGAGCCAUCUACAGAUGUACAGGAACAUGAGGGGUAAUGAUCUUGACAUGAUGCAAGGCAUUCAGCAAAUGGAUCAGGAGCACACAUUCGCAGGAGGAGGCAUGGAAGUUUGGACAGAUAUGCAGCAAGUUCAUCAUCAUAGUGAGUACUGUGAUGGACCCUAUUGCAGGUGCCACUCUACAAAGCAUACAAAGGGGUCACUGCUCCACCACCCCCAACUGAAAAGGCCAUCCGAGAUGGAGACCGCACACGAGUCAGGAGCGAGCCCACAGAAAAACUUGGUCAUCAGGGGCCAAGGAAUAUGCGAGAGGGACGUGACCUCGGGCACGUACGUUCUCGCCGCUGCAGGCCAAGCAUACUACUACUCCCACUGCAUGCAGACGACGACGACGACGCACGAGCAGGGCCACCACCUGCCGCCGCGCUCCCGGACAUGGCAGCGCACACCUGCAGCAGGCGGUGGUGGCGAACAAUCCGCUUGCCCCGGCUGCACGCCCGCGCCGCGGGAGCGGGAGCGGGACCUCGCCGCGCCAAGGCGUGGUGCUGGUGGUGACCUCGCACCCUACUGCGAGGAGCGGAGCGGCGAGCUAGUCCAUGGCCACCACGGUGUCGCGCCGGCCAGCCACGGGAGGCCGAGGGGCACGGCGGCGGAGCGGACCGACGGCGAGCCGUCUCUGUCGUUGACGCUGGAGCUGGACUCGGGGCGCCUCGGCGGGAGCGGCGCGGGGCAGUGCCGCACCGACGUCAGCGAGCAGGGCAGCUUCCUGACGUCGUCGGCGGCGAGUCUUUGCGGCUCCUGCUCGGGGCGGCGCCGCGGCGGUGUUAGCCUGGACCUGUCCCUUUCGCUGUACAACUGA
Triticum turgidum subsp. durum (durum wheat) is the source of this 1059-nucleotide messenger RNA. The record is from the annotation of a GenBank genome assembly. NCBI's taxonomy places the organism in Eukaryota, Viridiplantae, Streptophyta, Magnoliopsida, Poales, Poaceae.